This is a messenger RNA of Ananas comosus (pineapple), 1467 nucleotides long. RefSeq names its product pre-mRNA-splicing factor 38-like. The record is from RefSeq and is a predicted model, not a curated record. NCBI's taxonomy places the organism in Eukaryota, Viridiplantae, Streptophyta, Magnoliopsida, Poales, Bromeliaceae. The transcript has 6 exons. Bases 118 to 1284 code for a protein of 388 amino acids. Gene Ontology annotation, cellular component: precatalytic spliceosome.
CUUUCCUUCUUCUUCUUCGCUCUCCUGAACCCUCUUAGGUUUUUUUUUUCUCUCCCUUUCCUGCUCCCGAACCGAACCGGAGAUCGCCGGAGAUCGGCGGCGGCGGCGGCGGCGGGGAUGGCGAACAGGACGGACCCGUCGGCGAAGAGCAUCCACGGGACGAACCCGCAGAACCUGGUGGAGAAGAUCCUGCGGUCGAAGAUCUACCAGAACACGUACUGGAAGGAGCAGUGCUUCGGCCUCACCGCCGAAACCCUAGUCGACAAGGCCAUGGAGCUCGACCACCUCGGCGGCACCUUCGGCGGCAACCGCAAGCCCACCCCCUUCAUGUGCCUCGUCAUGAAGAUGCUCCAGAUCCAACCCGAGAAGGACAUCGUCGUCGAGUUCAUCAAGAACGAGGACUACAAGUAUGUCAGGGUUCUCGGGGCCUUCUAUAUGCGACUCACGGGCACGGUCGCCGAUGUGUACCAGUAUCUCGAGCCGCUCUACAACGAUUACCGGAAGCUUCGGCGGAAGCUACCGGAUGGGAGUUUUUGCUUGACUCAUGUGGAUGAGGUGAUUGAUGAGCUUUUGACUAAAGAUUACUCCUGCGACAUUGCCCUCCCACGAAUCCAGAAGAGAUGGAAUCUUGAGACUACUGGGGUAUUAGAGCCAAGAAGAAGUGCUUUAGAAGAUGAUUUUGAAGAGGAAGAAGAAAAAGAAGAAGAAGAACAACCGAUGGAAGUAGAAGCUGAUGGACAUGAGAAGGAUUACUAUCGAGGACGGAGUCCCACGAGGGGGAGAGACAGGGAUAGAAAGCGCGACGGCUACAAAUAUAGGGACCGGGAUUAUGAUCGUGACUAUGAUCGAGAUUAUGCAAGGGGCCGUGAGAGGGAUCGCGAUCGAGAUAGAGACCGCGAUAGAGAUAGGGACAGGGAAAGGGAUAGAGACCGACACAGGGCAAGAGACGAAAAGGACUAUGGUAGGGAGAGAGAGCGAGAGCGAGACCGUGAAAGAGAAGGUAGAGACAGGGAGAGGAGAGAGAGGGAGAGAGGAAGGCGGAGAAGCCGUUCCAGGAGCAGGAGCAGGAGCAGGAGUAGAGACCGAAGAGACCGGGACCGUGAAGAAGAUGGCGAAUAUCGUAAGAGGCGGACCCGCGGCAGUGUGAGCCCCACCAAAGAGGAGUCUAAGAAGAAGAAAGAGAAGAAAGAGAAGAAGAGUGACGGCACCGACCAUCCCGAUCCGGAAAUUGCAGAGGCCAACAGGCUUCGUGCUUCUCUUGGGUUGGCGCCGCUUAAGCUGUGAAAACAAGUUUUUGAGUUACAUAUGAGGCUAAUGUUGUAAUAACAGUUAAUGUUUCUGAUUUUCGAUCGAGGAAAACGAAGUUUUAUUGCUAUUUGUUAUGCACAGAUAUUUCUUGCAGAUUCAUCCGGCCGAUCGAAUCUAUGCAUGCCCACUGAUGUUUCAAUGUUAUAUUGGUUCACUUUA